AGUUACGGUAUGUAAACGACCGCCGAUGCUUGACGGUUAUAGAUUAUAGUCUCUCCAUUCAAAAUGGAGGAAGGAUUUACUCACAGAAAACGUGGAUCUACGUCUGUGGUCGUCAAACACGCGUGAAUUUGCCGUCGACUUGACGGUGUCGAGUUCAGCGUCCGUUGCUAUGGUGAUACCAGCUGAGUGAAAGACAGACUAUUUUUUGACUGGUGUAUAAAAAGCCGCGGGACUGUAUCGUGUGAUGUAGUACAGUUUUGCCCACACAAGUGUAUUCUCAGACUCAGAGGAUUUGUGUUAUCUGAGUGGCAUACUCGCUAAAGGUGGUAUCCAAGGAAACAUGAAGACGUCGUUGACGCUAAUGCUGUGAGGGAUUUAGCGGCAUAUUCUCGCGUUACUGAAUGGAUCUCGACAAGCCGUCGUGCGCCCUGUCUCUACUAUAAACAGAUCGACCGGUGACCACUUCAACGUUCUGUGUGCGUGUAAAACAUGUACACACCAAUAUGACAGCAGUGUACGAGACAACUACAAUAUACAAUAUACUGCAGACAAAUACGGGUAUACACAGUCGUAACUUCGGUUCAGUACAACACCUCCAGCGGGUUUAGAAUCCAGACAUGUGGAACUCGCUGCUGAGUCCUUUAUCGCGAGGACAGGGAAAACAGAACGGCGCUCUGAAGGUUGUGGAUCAGUCUGAGGAGUACCCAGUCCCCUCCUUCCUGCCCUCACUGGUUCCCCCCGAGAAGACAGUAUGGCCGCUACCGUCUCGCCUGGCCCGAGACGAUGGCGAAGUUGUCCUGCCCAGGACGUACUUGACCCGCCGGGGACCCUUACUACUCUUCACCACCCCGGACCUCCUCAUGGCGGAGCAUGCGCAGCAGGGCGACCAUCAACCCAGAAAGUCACGCGACCGACUGAAGGGCAUGGAGUCAGGCAUUACCCUGGGUACGGUGGACGGGCUGAUCGACUCCGUACUGCAGUUUGGACUCGAAGAGGCUGCAGACGAACCGAAGGGCAAGACGUUUCUCCGUUUCUUGAAGGGUCUAGACGAGAGAAGUAUAGACAUGCGAGCACAGCCUGGGGGAGACUUGGGGGUCUAUCUUAGACACUUGAAGUCGUCUGCAAGCCGACCAAAGUUGUCAAGAGAAUCAGACUCGAGCCGGUCGGACUUGCUGUUCCUCAGCGACAACAGCAGAACUCUCAGCAGUGACUUUGGGCUCAAAGGACACAGUCGGUCAUUUAGCUCCGGGAUUGGAACGAGCAACAGACUUUCCUCAGGCCAGCUGCUAGCCUCGCUCCAGUCGACAGGUACCUACCUCGGCCGGCCGUUCAGCACAGCUCAGGACUUCGCGUCUCGCACCUCAAACUAUGCAGACGACGAAUCGGAGGAAGGAUUUCUGCUCACCAAAGGUCACAGGUCAUCUCAUCGUGACAACGGGUUUAAGGUUGGAGGUGAAGGUUCAAAGGUUAUGAUGCGGAAGAAAACACAUCGAUUACCUGAGUUUCAAUCGUUUUACCGCCAAAUUUCAGGGGAGUUCUAUGAACAUGAAGACGCCGUCCAAUCAGACGACAGUACCAGUAGCUCAAGCCUGGCGUCUGGUAAGUCGACUUUCAGAAGUAAGAAGUCAAGAAAGAAGAACUGCGCUGGUUCAACGUCUUCAAAGGCAAGGUCUUCCCCUGGAAACCACGAAAGACUUGAUUUUGACGUUCGAGCUAAGAUGAGCCCCCAGUCGCUGACAAUAACACCGCCACCUCCAUCAGUUAUGGAAUCUUCCGGAAAAGAGGAUCCUGGGAGCGAACUAGAGCAGCAUGGGAUUGGGACGAAGAUUCACGUGGAAAUGUCGCCGUCAGAUGGCGAAAGUGAGCAAGACGACACUCGUCUUAAAGGCGUUCAGUCAAGGUCGACGACGUCUUCCCGUCGUCAGAAACGAUCAAGUGGACUUCGCAGCGGAAACGGAAGUGACGUGAGCAAUAAAAGUCCGCGUAAAGAACACAAUGACACAGGUUAUGAGACAGCUGAGCAACAAGACACAAACCAAAGGUUGUUACAGCUAGAUCGAAAAGAAGACGGGCCAAUAGAUAACACUAGCGGAAGAAUUCUAGACAAUAGACAAUCAUCGCUUCAUUCGUCGGACGUAGAUUCUACAUUUCAAUCUGCCUCUCGUCCAGGGUCGAGACAAAACGUUCAAAGAAAUGAAAUAACUGAGACUGAAGAGGAAACAGAAGAAAGGUUCCGUCAAAACGUCGAAGCACUGAGACCGUUGUUACCACAAUAUACUGUUGACAGCCUAGCAAGAAAAACUUCGUUCACGUUGCAAUCGUCCCUGCCGGAUGAAAACACGGAGGUUGUCAUGGAACCCAUGGAGGUUGCCAUGUUACCCCACGCCCCGCGAGAAGUCGCGAGAUCUCGCAGCGUCAGCCAGAGCACCAUUCGUACUAUUCGCUCGUUCCUCUCCGGAGAAGCAGACGACGACGACGAUAGCACGGAUGGUAACGAUCUGGAGACUGGAGGCGUAUUUGAACAAGGAACAAACAAUUUAGAGCAAACGACAGAAGACCAAGUGGAUGGUUCAUUUACAAAGAACAUAAAGACGGCAGAUGUGCAGUAUGGAAGGAGAACGUUAGAGGGCGCUACAGACCCUAGUAACAAACCUGUUUCCAAUUCGAAGCAGAUACAAGGUAGCAAUAUUACAAUUACAGACAUCGAUCCGGAUGAAAAGGCAGCUAUACUCGCCAAAUUGGGCUAUGGAACCCCCACAACUUCUAGUGAAGAAAACGACAAUAAAGGAGGAGAAUUGAAACAGUCGUCAGAUCGCAAGUCUUCAUUGACAGAACGCGAUUCCCUUCAGCAAAAUGCUACUGAAGAGUUCACCAACAAUAAGCUGCAGGAAAAUAAAGUGAAAAAGGACCCUAUUUCGAUCCCGUCUGUUCCGUCGACUGAGCAUACAUCUGCGGAAAAACCUAUCACUGCCGCAAGGAGGCGCCUCAAUUCGACCGAGAGAGCAGCUUUGAUGGCCAAACUUGGGAUGUCCGACGACAUGCCUGGUGAGAAGGACGUCAAAGAACUAGGGGAGCCACAAAAGUCACCAGGCCGCAAGGGGACAACACAGGUGCCUAAACCAGGAUCAAAACCCGGAUCACGAAAAGCGGCGCGGCAGAAGCAACCUCCGAAGAAAAAGAACGGAAAGAAAAAAGACAAUGGUGCCCCAAAUACUGAAAACGCCAAACCCGCAGUGGUGGAUAGUCUGGACAUAGCCGCUGUGCAGGAUGAGAAGGAAGACCAUGAUGAGAGACUAGCGGAGGAACUAGAGGCUGUGCAGAAGGAUCUAGCCGCAGAAGGAGAUAUGGAAGAAGAAGAAGAGGAGGACAACAAGAAGGAGAAAGAAAAGGCAGAGAAGGAGAGCAAGAAGAAACGAGCACAGGAACUGAAGAAAGAGAAGGAAGAGCUGAAACAAAAGCUCCAGGCAGAGAAAAAGCGCCGUGAGGAGGAACAACGUCUUCUCAAGGAAAGGAUCCGGGAAAAGGAGGAAGCAAAAAGACGUGAAGAAGAGGAAAGAAGGCGCCAGAUAGAGGAACAAAUGACGGCGGUUGAGAUGGCGGAAAUGGAUGCAGAAGAAGCGUCACGUAUGGAGGAGGAGACCAAGCGUCUUCUCGCAGAGUCACGUAAAAAAGCGCGAGAGGAGAGAGAGGCCCGGCGGAAGGCUGAACAGGAGAGGCGGCGGGAGGAGGCGCAGAGGAGGCGGGAAGAGCAGAAACAGAUGCAACUGGAAGCGCAACAGCGCGAAGAACGCAUGCGCAGGGCGAUCGGUGACGCCGAAGAAAGACGAAGGUUGGCGGAGAUCGAGCGGAAACGUAGGGAGGAGGAAGAGCGGAGGAUGGAGGAGGAGCAGAGAGCGGAGGAGGAGAGGAUGAGAAGGGAAGCGGAGGAGGAGGAGGAGAGGAUAAGGGAGGCCGAGAAAUCAGCAGAGGAAGAGGCGAUGAGAAAACUAGCAAAGGAACGGAGGGAGGCGGAAGAGCGCAAGCGCCUGGCCAAAGAGGAAGCUGAUAGGAAGAGGAGGGAGGAAGUCAAAAUGAAAUUCCUUCAGGAGCUAAAAGAGCAAGAGGAAGCCGAAAAGCGCCUCCAGGCGGAACUGGAGGAACAGCAUCGCCUGGAGGAGGAGCGACAGCGUCAAAUGGAGCUGGACCAGCUUGAGGCGGAUCGGCGUGAGCAGGUGCGGUUGGAAGCGGAGCUGGCUCGGGAGGAGGAGAUCAGGCGGCAGGAACACAACCUCAACAUGCGCAAAAACCUGGCCUUCGUACGGCACGGGCAGGAGUUCACCAAGCCCUGGGUGUGGUCAUAUUUCAAGAACGUCCCUAUGGAAGUUCUAAGGGAACCGUACGUCAAAGAAGACCCCAAGAAAAACUGGAAGCCGAAACCCAAACCGAAGAACCCUGCUCCAGAAUCCUGAAGGAACAAAUAGUCUCGUCUUUGUGUUUGUUUGAUUCGAAUGUUGCACGACAUAAAUGCACGAAUGCUGCUGUAAAGUGUUUUACUAUCAUAACGUGACGUUGUAAUGGCAAUAACGUUUAAAUGUUUUAAGUGCACAAUGUACAAUGUGGAAUAUAGUCGUUUGUUUUAUGCCAAGAUGAAUAUUUGAAUUUAUGUAGAACUUAUCGUAUAGAGAUUGUAAAACUCUCAGCUCCCACAUGUUUCGUAACCUAUUAAAAUCGUA
This is a messenger RNA of Branchiostoma floridae (Florida lancelet), 4712 nucleotides long. Its product is annotated as histone-lysine N-methyltransferase, H3 lysine-79 specific-like. The transcript is spliced from 16 exons. Lineage: Eukaryota; Metazoa; Chordata; Leptocardii; Amphioxiformes; Branchiostomatidae. Bases 618 to 4448 code for a protein of 1276 amino acids. The record is from RefSeq and is a predicted model, not a curated record.